AUGCACAAUCCUGGGGCUAUGUUUGAGCUGAACAACAACCGCUUCGAGGUGAGCCAUGUGCACAAGGUGGAGUGCGUGGUGCCGUGGCUCAGUGACACCCUGGUCUUCUUCACCAUCUCCCUGCAGCUCUGCCAGCAGCUGAAAGACAAGAUCUCGUAUCAGACUUCCUCCUCACCUCUGCCCUAUGGCCCUGAAAGACUGACCCGCAGACUGACCCGCAGACUGGCCAGGGGGUGCUGUGGACUGCUCAUGGUCCAGAGUCCGAGAGAGCAGAUACAGACUGAACCAGAGCAGCUGAAAGAGCAGAUACAGACUGAACCAGAGCAGCUGAAAGAGCAGAUACAGACUGAACCAGAGCAGCUGAAAGAGCAGAUACAGACUGAACCAGAGCAGCUGAAAGAGCAGAUACAGACUGAACCAGAGCAGCUGAAAGAGCAGAUACAGACUGAACCAGAGCAGCUGAAAGAGCAGAUACAGACUGAACCAGAGCAGCUGAAAGAGCAGAUACAGACUGAACCAGAGCAGCUGAAAGAGCAGAUACAGACUGAACCAGAGCAGCUGAAAGAGCAGAUACACACUGAACCAGAGCAGCUGAAAGAGCAGAUACAGACUGAACCAGAGCAGCUGAAAGAGCAGAUACACACUGAACCAGAGCAGCUGAAAGAGCAGAUACACACUGAACCAGAGCAGCUGAAAGAGCAGAUACAGACUGAACCAGAGCAGCUGAAAGAGCAGAUACACACUGAACCAGAGCAGCUGAAAGAGCAGAUACACACUGAACCAGAGCAGCUGAAAGAGUUCAAUUCAAUCUAUUUUUGUUUCGCACCAAAAUCACAACACUAG
Molecule: messenger RNA, 843 nt
Organism: Knipowitschia caucasica
Lineage: Eukaryota; Metazoa; Chordata; Actinopteri; Gobiiformes; Gobiidae
Source: the annotation of a GenBank genome assembly